Messenger RNA from Hippopotamus amphibius kiboko, 966 nucleotides. RefSeq names its product olfactory receptor 140-like. Gene Ontology annotation, molecular function: G protein-coupled receptor activity; olfactory receptor activity. The record is from RefSeq and is a predicted model, not a curated record. Gene Ontology annotation, cellular component: membrane. NCBI's taxonomy places the organism in Eukaryota, Metazoa, Chordata, Mammalia, Artiodactyla, Hippopotamidae. The transcript has 2 exons. Gene Ontology annotation, biological process: G protein-coupled receptor signaling pathway. Bases 1 to 966 code for a protein of 321 amino acids.
AUGGAAAUUCACCAAGAAUUUAUGCCUCACCUAAUAGGUUUCAGUCUUCUCAUGCCUCCCAACAAUGUGACUGAAUUUGUUCUCUUGGGAAUCACACAGAAUCCGCACUUGCAGAAACUACUCUUCAUUGUCUUUUUGUUUAUUUUCCUACUUACCAUGCUGGCCAGCCUCCUCAUUGUCAUGACUAUCUCUCUCAGCCCCACACUUUCAGCUCCCAUGUACUUCUUUCUCACUUACUUGUCCUUCAUAGAUGCCUUCUUCACCUCUGUAACCACCCCCAAAAUUACCAUUGACCUGCUGUACCAGAGGAGAACCGUCUCCUGUCAUGGUUGCCUGACUCAGCUCUUUUUGGUACACUUCUUGGGAGGAUCAGAGACCAUAGCCCUCAUUGCCAUGUCCUAUGACCGCUAUGUGGCCAUAUGCAAGCCUCUGCGCUACAUGACCAUCAUGCGACAGGGGCUCUGCCAGCUCCUGGUGGUGGUGGCCUGGAUCGGAGGGAUCCUACAUGCCACUGUGCAGAUUCUUUUCACAGUGGACUUGACCUUCUGCGGUCCCAAUGUUAUUGACCACUUCAUGUGUGAUUUCUUCUCACUGUUGAAUCUUGCCUGCAGCGACACCUACUGGCUUGGAAUCGUGGUGGCAACUAACAGUGGGGGCAUGUGUUUACUCUUUUUUCUCAUGCUACUCAUCUCCUCCAUAGUCAUCCUGAGCGCCCUGAAAUCCCAUGGUCCUGAAGGACGACACAAAGCCCUCUCUACAUGUGGUUCCUACUUUACAGUUUUGGUGCUCUAUUUUGUCCCUUGUAUAGUCACCUACACCCGUCCUUUGGCCACUUACCCUGCGGACAAGUUGGUGACUGUGUUCUUUACAAUCCUAACUCCCAUGUUAAAUCUUAUCAUUUACACAGUGAGAAAUGCAGAGGUGAAAAAUGCCAUGAGGAGUUUGUUGAAAAGAAGAGUAACUUAG